Rhipicephalus microplus (southern cattle tick) is the source of this 1539-nucleotide messenger RNA. RefSeq names its product sulfotransferase 1C2. Gene Ontology annotation, molecular function: sulfotransferase activity. The record is from RefSeq and is a predicted model, not a curated record. NCBI's taxonomy places the organism in Eukaryota, Metazoa, Arthropoda, Arachnida, Ixodida, Ixodidae.
UCACCAAGGCCACGCGCAGGAAGCGGCAAUACGGUGACGUGACGCCUCUGGGGACCACUUUUCCGAGACAAUACUGGGCCUGCGAUAUCUGACAGCGAUACGGUGCAAUUUCGAAGGCAGCUACAAGAGAGCAUGGGCGUGCCCUUCGAGCAUUGGGCGCAUAGGAUUUCGUUUUAAUUCGGCGCUUUCGCAUCGCGGGACAUACGGCGGCGUAUUGCGUGUCGUCGUAGCCGUUCGCUGGUGACGUUCUCUUGGGAGCAGGCCAACUGUAGCGCGCGGCGGCGUAAGCGUUCGGGCGGCCGACAAAACCCGGACGCACACUGACGCGGCAGCUCCGACUGAUCACCUUCUUCCAAGAUAGAAGGAACUGCCCUUGGCGUCGGCCUUGCCGACCAUGGCGUCUUCACCAGACCAACUUCUGGAGAACACCGGCAAGGGAACGGCUGCUGCGCAGGCAUGCAAGUCUGGAUCUCAGGUGCUGUAUCGAUACGUGGGAGGUGUCUACCUCAACGUCAUGUAUCCCGAACAAAACGUCCUCUCCGCGUUGUCCUACAAGCCGCUGGACGUCGACCUCUUCGUCGCUAGUUACCCCAAGUGCGGAACGACGUGGACGCAGCACAUCGUAUACAGCAUCCUUCGCAACGGCGCGACACCGACCAACAUCAUGGAAUUCAUGAGCAGCAGUCCAUUCCUGGAAUUCCUGGGGGCAGAAGGCGCCCGCGCCAUGCCUCGGCCCGGGGCCAUCAAGACCCACUUGCCGUUCGACAAGGUACCUUACUCGGCUAAGGCCAAGUACAUCUACGUAACCCGUAACCCGUACGACUGCUGUGUGUCGUCCUAUUAUCACGUAAAGAACUUCCAUUCUGUGCUCUUCGACGGCACGUUCGACGAGUACUUUGACAUGUUCGUCGAAGGAAAAGUUGACUACGGUGACUACUUCGCCCACCUGCUGUCCUGGUACAAACGUCGUCGUGACAGUAACGUGCUAUUUCUGACGUACGAGGAACUCAAGAAGGACCCACGUGACUGCGUGCUCAAGAUGGCCGACUUCAUCGACAAGCAGCAGUAUGGCGACAAGUUGAGGCAGCAACCGGAACUGUUAAACAAGGUUCUUGACUCUAUUAGCAUUGACUCCAUGAGGAAACUCUACUCCCAGCUCGGGGAGUGGGGCAGGCAAUUGGCGAACACGCCUUUGGAAGCCCUGCCCGAAGCAAUGAGGUCGGCAAUGGAAACCAUCAAAGAAAUGUGCACGCAGCCCAUCAAGGGAAACUUUGUGAGGAAAGGCAUCGUGGGAGACUGGAAAAAUCACUUUUCAUCGGAGCAGAUUACGAGGAUGAAAGAGCUGAUUUCUGCGAGGACAGCUGGUAGCGACGUCAUGGAUCUCUGGAAGGAUGCGGACAUUCCCCACUGAUGAAGGGACGUUUGUGCUUGAAUGUAUUUUCUUUCAUUCUUUUUUUAUGUUUCUCAUUGGUCUGUUUUAUGUUUGUUCAAAUGCGCCCUGCUCUUUGGUCCUCGUGUCUGGUGAUAAAAUAAAAUGCU